CUGUCUCUCCUCGAUACAGAGCCUGCCUACAGCCUGCCUGCCGCGGGGUACUCCUGUUGGGGAAAAACAGAAGAUAGAAAAAGAGGCAGAAUUGGAGGGGGAGAGACAGAAAGAGAGAGAGAGAGAGAGAGACAGACAGAAAAGGAAGCCGGGGGUGGACCGUUAAUUUCAUCCACACGCCGUCUUGAAUGCGUGGAGGAGAGUAGCCUGAGCUGCUGCGAAAACAUUACCUUGCUGAGGACCAGGGGACUUAGGAGACCAGCAGAGAGCGGUUAUAUAUAAAUACGUGUAUAAUAUGGAUCACUAUGAUGGAGACCAUGUCUAUAUGCAGCAAGAAGAUGACUGGGAUCGGGAUCUCCUCUUGGAUCCUGCAUGGGAGAAGCAGCAGAGAAAGACAUUUACAGCUUGGUGCAACUCUCACCUGAGGAAAGCAGGCACACAGAUCGAGAACAUCGAGGAGGACUUUCGGGAUGGACUAAAACUCAUGCUGCUGCUGGAGGUCAUCUCAGGCGAACGUUUGGCCAAACCAGAGAGAGGCAAAAUGAGAGUCCACAAAAUCUCGAACGUUAACAAAGCUCUUGAUUUCAUUGCCAGUAAAGGAGUAAAGCUGGUUUCUAUUGGAGCAGAAGAAAUUGUAGACGGUAAUGCUAAGAUGACCCUGGGAAUGAUCUGGACUAUAAUCCUCCGCUUCGCUAUCCAAGACAUUUCUGUGGAAGAGACAUCAGCCAAAGAGGGCCUCCUGCUGUGGUGCCAGAGGAAGACCGCACCCUACAAGAAUGUCAACAUCCAAAACUUUCACAUCAGCUGGAAGGACGGUUUGGGUUUCUGUGCACUCAUUCAUCGACACCGUCCAGAGCUCAUUGACUAUGGAAAGCUGCGUAAGGAUGAUCCAAUGACCAACCUGAACACAGCCUUCGACGUGGCAGAGAAGUACCUGGACAUCCCCAAAAUGUUGGACGCAGAAGAUAUCAUUAGCACCUUGAGGCCAGAUGAGAAGGCCGUCAUGACUUAUGUGUCGUGUUACUACCACGCGUUCUCAGGCAAACAGAAGGCAGAGACAGCGGCCAACAGGAUCUGCAAGGUGCUGGCUGUCAACCAAGAGAAUGAGCAGCUGAUGGAGGACUAUGAGAAGCUGGCCAGUAAUCUGCUGGAGUGGAUUCGUCGCACCAUCCCCUGGCUAGAAAACCGAAUGCCCGAGAACACCAUGCAGGCCAUGCAGCAGAAGCUGGAGGACUUCAGAGGUUACCGUCGCCUCCACAAGCCACCCAAAGUGCAGGAGAAGUGCCAGCUGGAGAUCAAUUUCAACACCCUGCAGACUAAACUGAGGCUCAGCAACAGGCCUGCCUUCAUGCCCUCAGAAGGAAAGAUGGUCUCGGACAUUAACAAUGCAUGGGGAAACCUAGAGGGAGCUGAGAAGGGCUAUGAAGAGUGGCUCCUCAAUGAGAUACGCCGGCUGGAAAGACUCGACCACCUGGCAGAGAAAUUCCGCCAGAAAGCCGCCAUCCAUGAAGCCUGGACCGAAGGUAAAGAGGACAUGCUGCAGAAGCGGGAUUACGAGACGGCCUCCCUGUCGGAGAUCAAGGCCCUGCUAAAGAAACACGAGGCCUUUGAGAGCGACCUGGCUGCACACCAGGACCGCGUGGAGCAGAUCGCAGCUAUCGCACAGGAAUUAAAUGAGCUGGACUACUAUGACUCUCCAAGUGUUAACGCUCGCUGCCAGCAGAUCUGUGAUCAAUGGGACAUGCUGGGAGGUCUGACCCAGCAACGCAGUGAAGCAUUGCAGAGAACAGAGAAGUUGCUUGAAACCAUCGACCAACUCUACCUUGAGUUUGCCAAAAGAGCAGCUCCGUUCAACAACUGGAUGGAGGGCGCUAUGGAGGACCUGCAAGACACCUUCAUCGUCCACACCAUUGAAGAAAUCCAGGGACUGAGCACAGCUCACGAGCAGUUCAAAGCAACGCUGCCAGAGGCCGACAAAGAGCGACUGGCCAUCCUGGGUAUCCACAAUGAGAUUGCCAAAAUUGUGCAGACCUAUCACGUGAAUAUGGCUGGCACCAACCCCUACACCACCAUCAACCCACAGGAGAUUAAUGCUAAAUGGGACAAGGUCAGGCAGCUGGUGCCGCAGCGUGACCAGGCUCUGAUCGAAGAACACGCCCGGCAGCAGAACAACGAGCGUCUGCGCCGACAGUUUGCCAAUCAGGCCAAUGUCAUCGGGCCCUGGAUCCAGAACAAGAUGGAGGAAAUUGGCCGCAUCUCAAUCGAGAUGCACGGCACCCUGGAGGACCAGCUGACGCACCUGCGCCAGUAUGAGAAGAGCAUCGUCAAUUACAAGCCAAAGAUCGACCAGCUGGAGGGAGACCACCAGCUCAUUCAGGAAGCCCUCAUUUUUGACAACAAGCACACCAAUUACACCAUGGAGCACAUCCGGGUGGGCUGGGAGCAGCUGCUCACCACCAUUGCUCGCACCAUAAAUGAAAUCGAGAACCAAAUCUUGACGCGAGACGCCAAGGGCAUCAGCCAGGAGCAGCUGAACGAGUUCCGGGCUUCCUUCAACCACUUUGACAGGGACCACUCGGGCACUCUGGGCGCUGAAGAGUUCAAGGCCUGCCUGAUCAGCCUGGGCUUCGAUAUCGCCAACGAUGCACAGAAGAGAACAGGAAUCAUGGAUGCUGAAGACUUCAAAACCUGCCUUAUCUCCAUGGGUUACAACCUGGGUGAGAACGAGUUCUCCCGCAUCAUGAGCAUAGUGGAUCCCAACAGGAUGGGCAUUGUCACCUUCCAGGCCUUCAUCGACUUCAUGUCGCGCGAGACGGCUGACACAGACACAGCCGACCAGGUCAUGGCCUCCUUCAAAGUUCUUGCAGGGGAGAAGAACUACAUCUUAGCUGAUGAGCUGCGCCGGGAGCUGCCUCCAGACCAGGCCGAGUACUGUAUCGCUCGCAUGGCCCCCUACACUGGCCCCGAUGCUGUACACGGAGCCCUCGACUACAUGUCCUUCUCUACCGCUCUGUACGGCGAGAGUGAUCUCUGAACACUCUCAGUCGUCCUGACUGGGGACCACGAGCCAACCAGCUCGAUCACCGCCACAUCCUCCAACCGCCCCAUCAGCACACUCCUGUACUGCUGCGCUCAUUGUUUGUCUGUUUCUGGCCUUAUCUUUUUGUCAGUAUCCCCCGUCUCCUCGUGCUUCUCCUCCCACCCGUGCAGCCUCUUCACUGCUCCCUCACACUCCAUCUCCGUUGUGUUUGCUUCCCACGCGAUGCAACUCUCCAGGUUUACAAAGAGGGAGAGACAAAAAAAUUUUUUUUUGUUUUUAUUUUCUUGUUGUCAUUGUUUUUCUUCAGAAAAUGAAUAAAGUUAACAUAUUUUAUUAUACUGAACAAAAAGGUAUUUUUCUUCACCUGAUUGAAAUAAGAGACAAAACUUGUAAUAAAGAAAAGAUUCAUAUA
Messenger RNA from Melanotaenia boesemani (Boeseman's rainbowfish), 3452 nucleotides. RefSeq names its product actinin, alpha 1 (gene actn1). The record is from RefSeq and is a predicted model, not a curated record. Lineage: Eukaryota; Metazoa; Chordata; Actinopteri; Atheriniformes; Melanotaeniidae. Gene Ontology annotation, biological process: actin cytoskeleton organization; muscle cell development. Gene Ontology annotation, molecular function: actin filament binding; calcium ion binding. Gene Ontology annotation, cellular component: plasma membrane; cell projection; stress fiber. The transcript is spliced from 22 exons. The coding region runs from base 296 to 3034 and encodes 912 amino acids.